Panthera uncia (snow leopard) is the source of this 1141-nucleotide messenger RNA. It is a transcript of the gene CIDEA, whose product is annotated as cell death inducing DFFA like effector a. Gene Ontology annotation, cellular component: lipid droplet. The transcript has 5 exons. The record is from RefSeq and is a predicted model, not a curated record. NCBI's taxonomy places the organism in Eukaryota, Metazoa, Chordata, Mammalia, Carnivora, Felidae. Bases 191 to 799 code for a protein of 202 amino acids. Gene Ontology annotation, biological process: lipid storage; regulation of apoptotic process; apoptotic process.
CUUGCGCCUAGCAACCCGAGCGCCCCGAGGCCCCAGUCCCAGCCCACACGCCCAGCGGCUGCGCGGGGGUGCAGAGUCCGAGCAGGCCGCGCUUCUCCUCCCCCUCCUCCAGCUGGCCGCAAGUGCCAGGUGUGGCGCUCCCGAGGUGCGCGGGCAUCGACGGAACAGGUGACAGUGGCCCCUGACAUUUAUGGGAUCACAGACCAAGAAAGUCCUGCUAACCCCCCUCAUGCACUCAGCUCGCCCUUUCCGGGUCUCCAACCAUGACAGAAGCAGCCGGCGAGGGGUGAUGGCCAACAGUCUGAAGGAGCUUCUUAGCAAGACCCUGGAUGCCUUAGUUAUCACCAGCGGACUGGUCACUUUGGUGCUGGAGGAAGACGGAACCGUGGUGGAUACGGAAGAGUUCUUUCAGACCUUAGGAGACAACACACAUUUCAUGAUCUUGGAGAAAGGGCAGAGGUGGACACCGGGUGGUAACCACGUCCCAGCCCGCCAGCAGCCAAAGAAAUCAGGAAUAGCAAGAGUCACCUUCGACUUGUACAAGCUGAAUCCCAAGGAUGUCAUUGGCUGCCUCAACGUGAAGGCCACCAUGUAUGAGAUGUAUUCGGUGUCCUACGACAUCCGGUGUACGGGAGUCAAAGCCCUGCUGAGGAGCCUGCUGCGGGUCCUGUCCCACGCCGCCCAGGUGACCGGACAGUUGCUCAUCUACAUCGGCACGUACAUGCUCCAAGUGCUGGGUGACAUGGACGAGCAGAGCCCUCCCCGGUCACACUCCAGACGUGGGUUCACAAGUGGAUAAGGAUGCACGCUGCAGGGGACCCAGCCGGCUCUCGACCCAAAUAUUCGCUCUCAGAUGAUGAAUUUUGAAGAUGCUUCUGUUCUAAACCACGGGCACUUGCACAACGCCUGUCACUUGUACUGGGGGGUGGCACGCAGGGGAAGGAGGAGGGGUGGAGGCACACGAAAUGGGGGCUGCAGGAGGGGACGCCCUGAGGGGAGGAGAUUCGUAGGGGCCUCCGUGGGGACAGGAAGGACCAAAGGGCAGGCUAGUGUGGUGGCCCGGAGCCGCACAAACCUGUGUUAGGCCUCUCAGCUCCUCACCUCCUGCAAUAAACCGAUCGAUCGCAAGAGCUACUUUUAA